Molecule: messenger RNA, 573 nt
Organism: Rotaria sp. Silwood2
Lineage: Eukaryota; Metazoa; Rotifera; Eurotatoria; Philodinida; Philodinidae
Source: the annotation of a GenBank genome assembly
AUGGGUAUACUUGAUUCAUUAAUUGAAUGGCUUGGUUUUCGUCGACGAGAAGUUAAUGUUUUAGUUGUUGGUCUUGACAAUAGUGGUAAAUCAUCACUUUUAAAUAUUUUACGUCCACAUGAAGCUCAAACAAAUGAUUCAACACCAACAGUUGGUUUUAAUGUAGAACAUUUUUCGUUUAAUGGACUUUCAUUUUCUGCAUUUGAUAUGAGUGGACAAAGUCGUUAUAGAACAUUAUGGGGAAAUUAUUAUCGUACAACAAAUGGUAUUAUAUUUGUAAUUGAUAGUUCGGAUAAAACACGUAUUCUUGUUGCUCGUGAAGAACUUCAACAAUUACUUUCACAUCCGGAUGUAUCAAAACGUAAUAUUCCUAUUUUAUUUUUUGCUAAUAAAAUGGAUAUACGUGAUGCAUUUUCAGAUGUAGGUGUAUCAUCUGCAUUAAGUCUUGAGACCAUCACAAAUAAAUCUUGGCAUAUAUGUUCAAGUAAUGCACUUACAGGAGAAGGUGUUGUUACUGGUAUUGAAUGGUUGAGUUCAGCAAUUAAAACUUCAUUCGAGCAAGGAAAAAAAUAA